AUGGUAGAAGUGCCCAGGUCUGCUGGCGUUCUGGCAGUGAUGACCAGUCCCUUGAAGCCUCCAAUUGUCGCUAUAAAUGCCUCUUCAUUCCCCCCCCCCAGUUCAUCUGCCACGGCCUCCUUUGUUGAUCCAGAACUGGCAGAGUUUGAAGCCAUAGACUUAGAUGCACAACUAGACAGAUUGGAGAUGCUUAGCUCUCCUGUAGGCAAGGCAAAAUCCAAGGCAGUGGAGGAGGCUAUGGAGAGGUUGAAGAUCUGGCAGUCUACUGAACUGGAGCUGGAUGAGGAUAGGGAAGCCAUUGACCAGCUGAUGAAGGAUCUGGACCUGCUCCACAGACAGAACAUGGCCCUUAAACCUAUACUUGAAAUGAGCCUUGGCUUGGCAAGGGAUGCCACACAUGAAGCCAACUUGGCUUAUUUUGCAAAGCAGAAGGCAGAAUUGGAUCAGAUGGUGGCGGGUUAUAAGGAAGCCAAAGCCACUGCAGACAAAUUGGAGAAGCAGAUUGCAGAGCUUCAAAAGCAGCUGGUAGAGUGCAGGGAAGUGCAGAACAGGCUCGGGGCUGGAUUGAGUUCCAAGACUAAGGCCACCUUCCUUGUGCAGAGCAUGGUUGCAGCUUCUAGGCCAGCCCUGGAGAUUGCAGAGGCUUCAAUUCAUCAGGGGGUGUUGCUUCAAAAAGAACUUGCAAGAAACCCUCAAGAAAUUAGGGCCCUUGACACAGCUUGCUUUCCUGCCAGGAGUUUAUUGAGGGUGUCAAUUCUGCUUGCAUCCAAUCCUUCCAGUUAUAGCAGCAUGGCUUGA
Molecule: messenger RNA, 798 nt
Organism: Prunus armeniaca (apricot)
Lineage: Eukaryota; Viridiplantae; Streptophyta; Magnoliopsida; Rosales; Rosaceae
Source: the annotation of a GenBank genome assembly